AUGAACCGCUCGAGAACCCUCUCUAUUUUUCCACUCCUCGCCAACCCGCAAAAGUCAGACGGACAAGAUCCGCUCUUCUGGGCUCCUGAGAUGAGGAACGAGGCAAUGGUCAGGCUGCUUCUAAACAAGGGCGCGGCUGUAGACAAACCAGUCUAUGAGAAGCCGCCGAUUCUGUUCUGGGCAAGAAUAUUCGGGCAUGUGCCCAUCGUGCAACUACUCCUGGACAACGGAGCAGCUGCGACGAUCAAGGACAAGGACGGGAGAACUCCGCUGGAAUGGGCAGAGAUAAAGGGUCAUGCUGAAGCUGUGGGCUGA
This is a messenger RNA of Aspergillus calidoustus, 315 nucleotides long. Lineage: Eukaryota; Fungi; Ascomycota; Eurotiomycetes; Eurotiales; Aspergillaceae. The record is from the annotation of a GenBank genome assembly.